Messenger RNA from Paraglomus occultum, 513 nucleotides. The record is from the annotation of a GenBank genome assembly. Lineage: Eukaryota; Fungi; Glomeromycota; Glomeromycetes; Paraglomerales; Paraglomeraceae.
AUGAGCGCAGACGCGAAGCAAGAAAGGGAGAUUGCUGUCAAAGCUGUACUCAGAAGCAAAGUGACAAUUAUCUUUACCAAUACCUUAUACAGAAGGAAACAAGCUUCAUUCGUAAGAGAAAGUCAAGCUGAACACAAUGACUAUUAUGCUAAACUACAUAAUAAUAACCUUGAAAAUGAUCGUGAGCUCGGAGAAAUUGCAAAAAAAAUUUUGAACGCGUUUGAGAUGGAAAAAAAAGUCUUCAGAUGUUACCAACUUUUGGAGGAAAAUCCAAAAUUUGGAAGAGGAGAAAAUGCAGUUCGUUCCGCCUCAUUAUCAUUAGGGCAUCUCAACAUAUUUGGGAAAACGCUUUCUCGAUAUGCAAAUGCACAGGAAGUAACAACUAAUCGUCGUCGUAAGCUAAGCACGCAACAAGAAUUACAGGAAUUUUAUGAGGAGUUUGAUACAAAACGAACUGGCAUGUUUUGCUUAAUAUUAAGUCAUUUGCCACCACUACAAAUUUGCUAUCACUAA